GGGGGCUCGAGCUGACCGUCCGUCCGCUUCCACCGGUAAGUUCAUCAGACUUCGUUAACGGCUGUAACAGGUGUUGGUCCAGGCCAGAGUUGGAGCGGGUCAGAGCUUCUUUCGGGUUCCGGCUGAUCAGUUGCUCUGACCGCGUUUUGUGUCUGUUUGAGCGGGUUAACGGCUCCGCUCUGUCCGGCUAACCGGAGCUAACGUGCUAGCUUAACGGUUGUUCUGAGAGCGGCGGAAGACGUUCAGCAGCUGGUUUUACCUCCCAAGUGACUGAAAAACACUUUUAACAAAGCACUUCCUGCUGCUCAUACAGGUGUUUCUCAGCUGUUCAGUGUGUCAGUGAUUGUCUGCAGGAGAGAUGAACAGCAGGAGCCGCGGGGCCAGUCUCACCUUAAAGAGUCGCUCGGGCAACUUGGGCCGAUUCUCCAAAGUCCCUCUACAGAAGCCCGGUUGGACCAAAGAGGAGGAUGAGAAGCUGCAGCACCUGGUGAAGAAGUACGGAUCCAACAGCUGGUCUUGGGUUGCUCUCCAGUUCAGAGGUCAGAGGUCACAGCUGCAGUGUCAGCGCCGCUGGCAGCAGAACAAUAACCCAGAACUGGUCAAAGGUCCCUGGACCCAGGAAGAGGACCGCCAGGUCAUGGAGCUGGUCCAGAAGUUCGGUGUGAAGCGCUGGUCGCUCAUCGCCAAACACCUGCGCACCCGCAACGGGAAGCAGUGCCGCGAGCGCUGGCACAACCACCUGAACCCGACGGUAAUGAAGAGCAAAUGGACUCCAGAGGAGGAUCGGAUCUUAUACCAGGCCCACAGACUGGUGGGAAACCGCUGGGCGUACAUCUCCAAGCUCCUGCCCGGCAGGACGGAUAACUCUAUUAAAAACCACUGGAAUUCUACCCUGAAGAGGAAGGUGAAUAAGGAGGGAUACCUGCACUUCCUGCAAAUCCACACCUCCACCAGCUCCUCUUGCACACCUAAAUCCCCAACCUGCAGCCCCCCCAGCACUGCCAAGGCCCACAGUCUGUCCACCACCAAGAACGAGUCCUCCUGCACCUCCUGCGAUAAGAGCGCAUGCAGAAACCAGGGUAUCUCCGCCCAUCUUUGCUCCACCUGUGUCUCUACCUCCUCAGGCUACAGCUCCUCUCUGAGCAUGUGCAAGCUGGCAGCAACAGUGGAGUUGAUGGAGCUGAACCAUGAGAUGUGGACCUGCAACUCAGAAGAAGUGACCUCACAUCCUAAACACCACCGAGUGAUGCCCGCCAAUGACACUGACCUGUCUGUCAGCAGGCUGAGAAGCAGUGACGUUUCUGGUGUGAAGGAGGAACUGAUGAACAGUGAUGAAGUAGUGUCUGUCCUGGACCCGUCUUGGAGCAGAAGCAGCAUGAUGGGAGAACUGACGCUCUCUUCCUCUGAGUUCCUCAACCCAUGUGGCCUCGAGGAUCUGAAGUUCCAGCGUCCAGCUCUCACCUCCACGCCUCUUUGCUCCAUAAAACACCCCGCCAUGAGCCGGCAGGAUGACGGCUGUGUGCACUGCAGCCUGAGCUGCAGGACCCCGCCAGAGAUCCAAGAGAAGGUCAGAGCGCUGCUCGAGGCAAAUCCUCAGACCCCAACACCGCUGAAGAUCAGUGACCAGCAGUACCAGAUUACCGGGAUGUGGGUGGACAGGAGCGUCGAUCAUGAUGACAGUCAGCAGUCCAGCAGCAGCUCUGAGGUCCAGGGGGAGAGUCUGCUGAACUCCAUCCUGCAAGUCCAAAAGAGUUUCAGUUCAGUCCAGCAGCAGGUUCAGGGGCAGUCUGGCUCCAUCUCAGAGGUCCCUGCAGAGUCUGACUCUGUUCUGCACUCUGAAGAUUUUGGCUGCUACCUAUUAGAUCGACAGGUGGAUGUGUGGUGGUGCCCGCAGACCUUCAGCCACCUGGACUCAACUGAGUGUCCUGGCUACAGGGGGAACCCCUUUGAGCUGAGCGGAAAGCUGCAGGUGGAAAUGUUUGGAAGGACAGAUGACCAGGUGAGUCUGACAGAACAGGCCCAUCGCUUCUUGGAGCCCUGAUCAUGAUUCGGGUCCUGAUCCAGGAGCCGAGCUGCAGCGGUCCAAACAUGAACCCAUCAACAAACGUGAGGGAUAAAGGAAUUUGAUUGGACUACGGCAGUGAUGAUGUCAUGAAAACUGAGCUGGUCUCAGUUUGGUGAAGUUCAGCGGAUCCACUAUCAUCGACCUGGGAAACAUCUGGAACCUGCAGGACAGAUGCUCACAGGGACCAGAGAUGGAGAUCCUGGUUGUAGACGGACCAGAUGUGGCGUGUUCCUGGCGUACGAAGAGCUGUCUAAGCUGACUGAUGAUGUCUUCCAGAUGAACCUCCCUGUGAUUGGACGACGAGAACUCCUCCGUCUUCGGUCUGCUGAGUCGUCCUGACAAUCAUGACUCAGCAUUUUGUUGAGACUAGUUGGUUUCUGCAGUGUCAUCAGAUCCUCUGAUGUUUUAUUGAUUUCUUUAGCAGACCUCUUCACACAGAAACGGCCUUUUUAAUGAAACUUUGACUCUUUUAUUGAUUUUAAACGCUUGAACGUGUUUCUUGAUUUCUUUCUUGAACGGCUGCUGCUGAUGUCGUGAACGUACCUCACACAUGUUUGACGAACUUUAACCCCAGCUUGCACUUUGGAUCAUUUCUGAUCGAUUUUAACCUUUUAAAUGAGUCUGACCUCAGAAGCAGAAACACUGAGUGUUAGCUGUUUGAAUGGAACUUUAUUGGCUCUGUAUUUUUGAUACAAUAUUUGAUUUAUGUUGUCAUGACAGAAAUGUUUGCAGGAACAAACAGGAAGUGAAAGU
Melanotaenia boesemani (Boeseman's rainbowfish) is the source of this 2818-nucleotide messenger RNA. RefSeq names its product myb-related protein B-like. Gene Ontology annotation, biological process: regulation of DNA-templated transcription. The transcript is spliced from 17 exons. NCBI's taxonomy places the organism in Eukaryota, Metazoa, Chordata, Actinopteri, Atheriniformes, Melanotaeniidae. Gene Ontology annotation, cellular component: nucleus. The record is from RefSeq and is a predicted model, not a curated record. Gene Ontology annotation, molecular function: DNA-binding transcription factor activity, RNA polymerase II-specific; RNA polymerase II cis-regulatory region sequence-specific DNA binding. Bases 359 to 2041 code for a protein of 560 amino acids.